Desarmillaria tabescens is the source of this 2325-nucleotide messenger RNA. Its product is annotated as microtubule associated protein. Gene Ontology annotation, cellular component: cytoplasm; mitotic spindle midzone; spindle. Bases 76 to 2325 code for a protein of 749 amino acids. The record is from RefSeq and is a predicted model, not a curated record. Lineage: Eukaryota; Fungi; Basidiomycota; Agaricomycetes; Agaricales; Physalacriaceae. Gene Ontology annotation, molecular function: microtubule binding. Gene Ontology annotation, biological process: microtubule cytoskeleton organization; mitotic spindle midzone assembly. The transcript is spliced from 5 exons.
CACCCUCAUUACUGCCGUACAGUCCUCCGCCGCCAUUCACGAGCAGCUCGGCUGCCAGUAAUCUACACAACCGAUAUGGCGCUCCCCCUUCUUACAUCCUUGCUGAAUUCUCUGCAUUCCCACUUGCAAGCUCAAACCCAACUAUUACCAACACUUCAUGCUCAGCUUGGUCUCCCUCCAACGGCACUAGAAGAAGAGCUUCUCGCAAUACAAGAGAACUUGAUGAAAAGCGUUGAAAAUCAGAUUGAAUCGCGUCGGAAAGAAGUCGAGAUGUGGACUGAGAAGUGUGAGGUGGUGGAAGAGAAUUGUUCUUGCUAUACAAAGGCACUGGGUGGAAAUAUCAAGUCCACGGGUAGUAGUAUCGGAGAGCUAAGGAAAGAGAAGGCUCUUCCGAGACGGUAUGAGAUGCUUUCUGAAGCAUCAAGAGAAACUACGGCAGGUCUGUAUCAUGCCAAACUCGAACAAUUGACAACACUUACGAAUCGUAUUAAUGUUCUGGCUCUCACGCUGGGCCACGAUUUCUUUGCCUACGACAUCAUAGAAGCCACUGGGUUUUCUGGGUCAGACGACGCAGAUCCUAUGGCAAAUCGCGACGUUACGCCAGAAAGGUUCUCCAGGCUCGAGAAAGAACUCGUUCGUGGAAAAUCAGAAGUUUCAAAGCGCCUGUCUCAACUAUCCGCUACAUUCGUCCAGAUUGACUGGCUGUACACUGAACUUGGGAUGCCACCAUUAGCGGUCGAGGAGCCACCGUCGGCAUUCUCGACACCUCCUAUGCCGUCUCUCUCCCUCUCACGCGCCGCUGCUUCGUUAGGAAGUAGUUGCAUGGAUCCAUUCGCUAUGUCGACGCCAACGCCAGCUUCGCGAAAUCAGUCUCUUAUAUACCACCGUGAGGAGAUGUCAGAUGCAGAUUAUCGCCGUAUCUUUGCUCAUUUCGUGGCCAAGGUUGAAGAGGCUGAAGAUGAAGGACUAUCUGAAUGUCAGGGAGUGCCAAUAGGGCUGGAAAAAGUUGAUCCAACCCCUGGUCUACUCAAGUGGGCAGAGAACCUUCGAACAUCCUUAGAAGAAACUAAACGCCGACGAGAGGCUCACAUUCAAGCCAUGUUUGAUGAGCUUGAAGGUCUUUGGAAUCGACUGGGUGUCUCCGAUGCGGAUAUGGACGCCUUUGUAGAAGCACACCGUGGAAGUACGGAGGAUACCGUUAGGGAAUACGAAGAAGAGCUGGAGAGGAUGUUGGAGAUAAAGAGAGAACAAAUGGGCUCUUUUGUAGCAAGCGCAAGACAAGAAAUCACGAAACUUUGGGAUGAUCUGCUGGUUGGGGAAGAAGAGAGAGCUGAUUUUGCUCCAUUUGCUGACGAUGAAUGCACCGAAGAACUUCUGACGAUACAUGAAGAAGAAAUCAAACGACUAAAAGAAGAGAAACGAAUGAAGGCGCCUCUUUUGGCCAGUAUCAAGAAGUAUUUCGAGAUCUGUGAGGAGGAAAAGGAGCUAGCGGCGGCCGCGUCUGAUCAGUCACGUCUAUUUGGACGAGGUGCGCGCGAUCCAGGCAGACUCCUCCGAGAAGAGAAGAUGAGAAAGAGAGUAUCCAAGGAGAAACCGCGACUCGAACGAGACCUUAUCGCCUCUAUACCUACAUGGGAACAGGAAGCUGGCCGUCCGUUCCUAGUCUACGGCGAACCGAUCUUGCAAGCCCUGAUGGCCACUGUCAGCAACGCCGAGCAGGAGAACAAACGAAAACCUCCCCGAGCCGGGUCUGUUCCCCCACGAGCUACAACGCCUGUUAAUCAUUCAUAUGCACCGGCGAAGAGUGGCGUUGUAACUCCAGCAGUGCGACCGGCAGGAACAAGCGCGCAAUGCGUGCCCAGUAAACGAAUAAAGCUCAGCGACUCCGAGUCGACGGGACCACAGCGAGCUCCCUUCGGCAUGUCUCGGGCAGGGAACGGUGUAGGAAGACCAGCGUCGCCCUCGAAGAUACCUGGAUCCAAAUAUCAGACGCCAACAUCACUACCUCGACCAAUAGCAAUGCCUGUACCGAAGCCUGGUACACAGCAUCAUGCCCUGGGGCAUGGUCGUGUCCCAAGUAGCGGAAUAUUGUAUGGUGGUGUUGGUGGAUAUGGACCUGCUGGCAUACGGAGUGCGAGUGUCGUGUCGUCAUAUAAUGUGACGAGACUCGUGAGCAGCGGGACUGCUGGGCUGGCGAAGAAGGCCUCGAGGGCCAAACGGGAAAGCUUCAAGCCGCGACCGAGUGUGGAUAUGACUGACGUUGGCCAUGGUCCAACGCGAUGGACCGGGCUUACAGCUAGUGUCAGGGAGGAAGAUGAGUAUUGA